CAGAAGCUCAGCUCAUUUCUUCGCUUGGCAGGCCACACCUACCUUUUAUUCUAUCUAGGGCAGGGAGAUUUCUGGAGAUCGUAAGCUUCCUAGCUAUGGCAAACUCAGAUGCCAGAACGAGUGGUGAUGCCACACGAGUUUUGGGAGGUGAGUACCAAGUGUUCUUAAGUUUUAGAGGACCUGACACUCGUUAUGGAUUUACAGAUUUCCUCUACCAUGGCUUGGUGGAUGUGGGAGUCUGCGUAUUCAGGGAUGAAGAUGAACUCCGAGUUGGUGAAGUGAUUAGUGAGAACAUUCUAUGUGCCAUCAACAACUCCGUAGUCUACAUACCAAUCUUCUCUCAAAGUUAUGCUUCUAGUAAAUGGUGUCUACGUGAGCUUGCGCAAAUUGUACAUAACGUGUCUAAGUCAAAGGGUAGAAAAAGUAUCCUUCCCAUUUUUCUCGAUGUGGAACCUGAGGAUGUUAAACUUAAGACUCCACAAUAUAGCAAUGCUUUACUUGAACAUGCGCACAAGUUUCCAGAUGAAGUCAAGGCAUGGAGAAAGGCUCUUGUAGAGGUUGAUGAACUCAAGGGAUGGAAUGUGAAAAAGGAUCAAGGCCAAGCAGCGAUUGUCAAGUUGGUUGUUGAAAAGGUUUUGGAGAGGCUGGAAAUAAAACAAAAAUCAGUGACUGAGCAUUUACUUGGACUUGAUGAUCGGGUAAAAGACUUGAUAGAUUUAUUAGAUGUCAACCAUCAUGAUGUGCGGCUCAUUGGAAUUUACGGAAUGGGUGGCAUUGGUAAAACAACUAUUGCCAAGGUCGUCUUUAAUCAACUAUCUUCCAACUUUGGGAAUUGUAGAAGCUUCCUUGAUGACGUCCGAGAAAGCUCGUUGACCAAAGAGGGCAUAGUUCAGUUGCAAAAGAAAUUACUGUCUGACAUUGUCGGUUCUGGAUUCGCAAAAAAAGUCAAGGAUGGUGAACAAGGAAUGAGGAGGAUUGGAGAAAUGCUCUGUACGAAGAAGGUCCUUGUGGUCCUGGAUGAUGUUGAUAAUAAAGAGCAUAUUAAGAAACUUAUAGGAAAUAACUCAUUACAUUCCGGAUCUAGAAUAAUUAUUACAACGAGAAACACAACUGUUCUACAAGUUGAGGGAUUUAAAGGUGAAAUUUUACCAUAUGAGAUGCUAAAGAUGGAUUAUGGUCUUGCAUUUCAGCUUUUUAGUCGACAUACCUUUGGUAGAGACUUCCCUUUGGAUGAUGAUUAUGGGCUUUCAAGUGAAGUUGUCUCAAGUAUGGGAGGGCUUCCUUUGGCUAUUAAAGUGAUAGGUUCGUUACUUAAUGGGAAACGGAAGAUAUUUUGGAAAGAGACAUUGCUCAGGUUAAAGAAUGUACCCGAGGAAGAGAUUCUAGAUAAGUUGAGGAUUAGUUAUGAUGACCUAGACGAAUAUCAACAACAAAUUUUUCUCGAUAUAGCGUGCCUCUUUUCCAAUGAGAACAAGACUGAUGCAAUUUACAUGUGGGACGAUUGUCAAUUUUAUCCCCUAAGAGGAAUUGAAGUGCUUACUGAGAGGUGCUUGAUAAAGAUAUUGGAUAAUGAUAAGUUCUGGAUGCAUGAUCAACUCAUAGCUUUGGGAAGGGAAAUUGUUCGUCGAGAAACUCCAAGUGACCUUGGAAAGCGGAGUAGGUUGUGGACUGCAAAAGAGGCUCUUGAAAUCAUUAGAACCGAAGAGAGGAAGGACAAGGUUCAAGUGCUUCAAAUAGAUGGACUACAUGACUCCAUGGAGAUUACAAAUGAAGAGUUUGGAAGGUUACAAAACCUAAGAUUCCUCAAGUUACACAAUGGAACCUAUGUUGGGGACUUUGCAAAGUGUCAUUCAAAAUUGAGAUGGUUUUCUUGGCAUCCUCUUCAUCAGAAUUUUAAGGCGGAUAAUAUGUUUUUGGAUCAUCUCAUUGUUUUUAAACUUGACAAUAAUGGUUUCGCGGAUGAUUCGAAAGCAUGGGACUUGAUCAAGAGAGCACAUAAUUUGAAAGUUCUAUCUCUUACUGGGUGUGAUGGCAUAACUUCAAUCCCAAACUUCUCUAAAUGCUUGGGUUUAGAGAAGUUGACUCUAGCACACUGCAAUAGGCUAGAGAGAAUUGAAAGCUUCAUUGGAGAUCUAAAGUCAUUGAUUGAGUUAGAAGUUGAAUGGUGCAAGUGUCUCUUAGAUUUGCCUGAAGAAGUGGGGGAACUAGUGAAGCUUAAGCGCUUCUCAUUGAGGGGGUGUUCUAGGUUGAGAGAACUUCCAGGCUCAUUUGGAAACAUUACCUCAUUGAUUGAGCUAGACUUAUCUCGUACGGGGAUUGCUGAACUUCCAAACUCCAUUGAGAGACUAGUGAAACUUGAGUCAUUUCUUCUAACUGACAUGGGAAUAAGGGAACUUCCCAACUCCAUUGGAAAGUUAAAAUCGUUACGCGUCUUAUGUUUAUCGAAAGGAUUUUCUUCUCUGAAGCAUCAUGUGUGGCAGUUACCUAGUGGCAUUAGCAUGUUGGAAAAUCUUGAAGAGCUGGAUCUUUCUGGGCGUGAUGAAAUGAAAGGUGAAAUUCCUAUUGGAAUUGGAGAAUUGUCGUAUUUAAGAAUCCUAAAUUUAAAUCAUACCCGCAUUAGCAGAAUUCCAAGGACGAUCAACAUGCUUCAUCGCCUCAAAACACUAAUUCUUGAAUCUAAGUCAUUGCUCUUAGUCCCUAAUCUAUCUAACCUUACCAAUUUGGUUGAACUGCUACUAAGUGAUGGCUCUCGUAAUACAGACAAAUCAAGCCUAAUCACAAUAAGCAACUUAAGGUGGAUUGGGAGGUUAUCUAAACUGAAGAAGUUGGAGUUAAAUCUGUUAAACGUCCCUGCACCUCCUGAGUUGGCUUCUCUUUCUCAGCUAGAAGAGCUUACUUUGUCUCACUUAGACCUAGAAACCCUUGUGCAGCUUCCAUCCUCUCUGCUGAGAUUAAAUUUAGCAUCCUUUAGCAUUGGAUGGGAAGAGUUACUCCACUCCUGCUUGAGAUUGAGAAAUUUGUCUUCUUUAGAGUUAUGUUAUGGUGAAGUAAAAGACAUUCCACUUGAUGGACUUCCACAAUUGGAGUUCUUAACUGUUUAUGGUUGUAAACUGCUUCAGAGAUUAACUAUUCCUUUGGAAUUAAGGAAGCUACGGCGAGCGCAUGUGUCAUCUUGUCCAGAGCUCGUUGAAAUAGAAGUCGUGGGUCUUUCAAAAUCAUUGGAAUUCGUCUUUGUGCUUGGGUGCAAAUCUUUGAGAAGAAUACAUGGGUUAUCAUACUUAAAGAGUCUGAAGGAAUUGGUAAUCCUAUUGUGCGAUGUGCUUACCAAUGUUGAGGGCCUUCACGAGCUAAAGUCUCUAAAAUUCUUGAAUGUAAAAGGGUGCACGUCAUUGAGAAGGUUGAUUGAUGAUUCUUGCACAAAUAUACCAGAUGAUUGCCUCAUCGAAAUACAAGGGUGUGGAGACUUUAUCAAAGAUUCUGCUGCAACCUACCCUUCUGGAAUCACUUUGAAGCGAUACAAAGAGGAGAUUUUUCCGGAUACACCAAACUUUGAAUCCAAAUCAGAUAAGACAAUAUAUGAAGGUGAUCAGGAGACAGAGAAUGAUCCUACAAAUAGAGACGUAGGAGAUGCGACUGGAGUCGUUUUAAGCUCAGGGAAGGGCACAGCCUGGCGUUCAGGAAGUGAUGUGACUUUCAGCUCAGGAAGCAGUAAAGGUUUGAGAUCACAAAACGGCUUUGACUUCAGGAACAAAUUCAGAAUAUUAAAGAUUUCAGCAUGCUUUAGAAGUUCGUGCACGGAAUCAUCCACACCCAGAGAAGUCGUCAGAGGAGCAAUUUCUGGACCAACCGCAUGAGAUUGAAAAGCUUGAAAUUUGGGUUUCUUGUCAUAGUUCUUUAGCUGAAUCAAUGACAAUAGUCACUAUGCAUUUUAUGACCAGCUGUUCUCUUUCUCGGUAAACAUCGAUCAAGUAGACGGCCAUAGGUGGUUAUUCAACUAUUUUGUGUAACAAAUGGUAAUCGCAGUUACAUUCUGUUCAUUAUAGUGUUCCUCUAGUUCUUCCAAA
Messenger RNA from Eucalyptus grandis, 4064 nucleotides. RefSeq names its product disease resistance protein RPV1-like. Gene Ontology annotation, molecular function: ADP binding. Gene Ontology annotation, biological process: defense response; signal transduction. Lineage: Eukaryota; Viridiplantae; Streptophyta; Magnoliopsida; Myrtales; Myrtaceae. The transcript has 5 exons. The record is from RefSeq and is a predicted model, not a curated record. The coding region runs from base 96 to 3854 and encodes 1252 amino acids.